AUGUUGAGCAUAAAUUGCGCCUGUACUGACAAGGCAUUGAUUUAGGCUAGGUAGCUUGUAACCCAUGUGGUUGUAUCAGUUCGAUAGCGGGAAUAUUUGUGGAAAUGUAGCUGAGAGAAACAGCCUUGUAGACUAGUCACUGUAACACAAUGUUGCGGCAUUUUGCGUUUGUACUGCAGAAGGUUAACAAUGAUAUGGAAUUAUGUUUACUGUGGAAAUCUUGAUUGCUUCAUUCACAUUUUUGCCCUGUAAAGUAUUGUGUUUUUGUGGUGUGCUUUCAAAUCUGCACAUUCUUGAAAUUAUCGUGCAUCAUCUCUCUUUAUUUUCAUCCUGCUGUUGUACCAGCCAAGGAACAAUUUAUUUCUAAUGCUAUGAGUAGCAUAGCACGCAGUAUUGCGUGGCAAACGCGUAGGAUUGCCGCAGGAUUCACACCAAUUGUGCAACGAGUGGGUGGUUUAAAGGCACACCUAUUACAAAAUACUGAGGGAUGAUUAAUCAUUAUCAUCAGCAACAGCGUCAACAGAGUGUCCCACUGUGUAUGUCUCAGCAUGGUUGAAGUGUCCACUGAAGCGAAGCCUGGCUGGCGAAUGAGAAGGCGACAUGAACAGGGCCUGAUGAUGUUAUCACAUUCUACUCUUGAAGGCGAAGCUCAAGUGUCCUCCAAGUUUUUCUGUUUUGUCAUCAUGACUUUAUUCAAGCAAUAUAAAAAUGUUAUCUGCAAGUGGGUAAACUGUGCUUGUACAUAUUGAGAAUGAAGUAAUUGUGCUCUGUUCAGAAGUGUUCCUGCAUUUUUUUCGUCAAGAAAUGUGAUGCUAUUGUUAUCGUUCUAACUGCUUUGUUCUUUGUUGUAUUUUCCACUUUCUGUCAUAUUCACUUCUUUCACUUACAUUUUGCCCUGUAAGGCCCAUGUGUUCAAAUAUCGUUUCCUGCAUUGUACAGAUUCUUUUAUGCAAGGAAACAGUGCAAUAGUUAGUUAAAUGGUUUAUGCAUACCAUAGUGGCACAUACAGAAAUAAUUUUGGCUUUUUAUAUAUAUCUGAAUUGCUUCCAAAUCGGACGUCUAUGUAUCGGCAGCAGGUGUUCUCAUGUAUAUGUUCUAGUAUUUAUGUGGAGACAGCUGGGAACUUGGAGAGAGAUGUAUGGAGUUAGAGUACUGUUACCACAUCAGUAACUUGUUUGGGUAGGCCAAGGGUAUCACAGUUAUGUGUGUGGCAAUUCUUCCUUAUUUUCUGGGGCUGCAGCCAUGUAGUUAUAUAGUCAUGUGCACUGCCAUAUAGUCCACUGCCAUGUAGUUUGUGGUACAUAGUAAGCGUUGCCUUUCUAUGCUUCCUAUGACAUUGCAGGUUCCUUGUCUUUGGUAUCGCUGAAGCAGUCCCCUUCAUUGGAACUGCAUUCCUGCCAGCACUGCAGCUAUGUGACCAAGAAAAGGGGAUCUAUGAACAGACACCUUCGCAUACACACGGGCGAAUACCCCUUCCAGUGCCACUUGUGUGCAGCUGCAUUCACUGAGAACUCCAAACUCGUGGCUCAUUUGCGCACCCACACAGGAGAACGUCCCUAUUCCUGUGCUCACUGCAAUGCAUCCUUUUCAGUCAGUGGGGCCCUCAAGACCCACAUGCGCACCCACACAGGAGAGCGUCCCUUUCCCUGUGAGCACUGCGAUGCAUCAUUUUUGCAGAAAACUCACCUCAUUACCCACAUGCGCACCCACACAGGAGAGCGUCCCUUAUCCUGUGACCACUGCAAUGCGUCAUUUGCCCAGAAAGCGCACCUCAUUAGCCACAUGCGCACCCACACAGGAGAGCGUCCCUUCUCCUGUGACCAGUGCAAUAAGUCAUUUUCGCAGAAACCACACCUCAUUAACCACAUGCGCACCCAUACAGGAGAGCGUCCCUUUUCCUGUGACCACUGCGAUGCGUCAUUUUUGCAGAAAACGCACCUAAUUACCCACAUGCGCACCCACACAGGAGAGCGUCCUUUUUCCUGUGACCACUGCGAUGCAUCAUUUUUGCAGAAAGCACACCUCAUUACCCACAUGCGCACCCACACAGGAGAGCAUCCCUUAUCCUGAGUCUACUGCAGUGCAUCCUUUACACAUAAAAAAUGCUCAUCGCCACAUGUGCUCCCACACAGAAAAGCGUAUAUAGAACUGAAAAAAAUUUAUUCAUGCUCACGUGAAUAUGUAUAAAGCAUUCAUUUUAAGGGGUGGCAACAAGAUUGUUAGCAGGAAAGUUAUGCAAAGCAUGCAUCCUGAACGCUAAACAAAAGAGUGUGUACUGUAAGUAAUGUUCUAGAUGAAUGGUUGGUGACAAGAGAUUGUGCAGUAUUGCUUCAGUAAACAUGUUAUAUAGCAACACCGUGGAACUAGAAUUAGAAGGAAAUGUGAAAAUUCUGUGGACUAAAUAUCUUCAUGCAUCCUCGAGGUGAGUGUAUGCACAAAAUAAGACUGACUUCUGAAAAUGUGCCGAGCAUCAUCAUGCUAUGGAUUUCAGAAAGCAAACUGUCAGCAUUGUGAUACAUUAAGCGUAUUAAUGUACUUGCUUACAUCCCGGAAAUUAAUAAACAUUUUUUCCCCCA
Rhipicephalus sanguineus (brown dog tick) is the source of this 2576-nucleotide messenger RNA. RefSeq names its product gastrula zinc finger protein XlCGF8.2DB-like. Bases 1435 to 2070 code for a protein of 211 amino acids. The record is from RefSeq and is a predicted model, not a curated record. The transcript has a single exon. Gene Ontology annotation, biological process: regulation of transcription by RNA polymerase II. Gene Ontology annotation, molecular function: RNA polymerase II cis-regulatory region sequence-specific DNA binding; DNA-binding transcription factor activity, RNA polymerase II-specific. NCBI's taxonomy places the organism in Eukaryota, Metazoa, Arthropoda, Arachnida, Ixodida, Ixodidae.